This is a messenger RNA of Bombyx mori (domestic silkworm), 1456 nucleotides long. Its product is annotated as polyglutamylase complex subunit TTLL1. Gene Ontology annotation, biological process: microtubule cytoskeleton organization; protein polyglutamylation. Lineage: Eukaryota; Metazoa; Arthropoda; Insecta; Lepidoptera; Bombycidae. Bases 135 to 1412 code for a protein of 425 amino acids. Gene Ontology annotation, molecular function: tubulin-glutamic acid ligase activity; tubulin binding. Gene Ontology annotation, cellular component: cilium. The record is from RefSeq and is a predicted model, not a curated record. The transcript has a single exon.
AAUGACAGCGUUUAGAAAUCGUUUAUGUCAACCUGCGAAAACGAGGUGGUCACGAAGCGAAAGCGUUUAUUUAUUUUUACAUUGAAUUAGUUACAUGAAAACUACAUUUCAUUAAAAUAUACAAUAAACAACCCAUGGCUGCCCAGUCUAGAAAACCUUCUUAUACCAAUGGCCGCAACACUUCAACGGGUUUUAAAAUUCUUAAGUUUUGUACUGAUUUCGAUAAUUCAAUUGUAAUAAGCAGUUUCGAACUGCUAGGAUGGAAGCGAGUUUCUUCAGAAGACGACUGGAACGUUUAUUGGGCCAAUACGCUGAACUCGAGAAAUUUAUUCAACGCCGACAUCGGAAUAAGGCUAAAUGAUCAUCAGUUGACAAAUCAUUUCCCCAAUCAUUACGAAUUAGUACGAAAAGAUUUACUCGUGAAAAAUAUAAAGAGAUACAGAAAAGAUUUAGCGAGAGAAUGCAAUCCACUUGCGGAAAAAGCGGAUGUGAAACUCCCCAGUGGCCAAGUCAUCACCCGAUAUUCGUAUUUAGAUUUAAUUCCCCUGACGUAUGUUUUACCCUCAGAUUACAAUAUUUUCGUAGAAGAAUACCGAAAAUUUCCACAAACAACUUGGAUAAUCAAACCGUGCGGCAGAUCCCAAGGCGCUGGAAUUUUCCUUAUAAACAAACUGUCAAAACUAAAAAAAUGGUCACGGGAAUCGAAAAAAUAUUUGCAGCAUCAUCUCACGAGUAAAGACACUUUUGUCAUAUCACGAUACAUAGAUAAUCCGCUUUUGAUCGGAGGAAAGAAAUUCGAUUUUCGGAUUUACGUUCUUGUGACAUCCUUCCGACCUUUAAAAGCCUAUAUGUUUCGGCGGGGGUUUUGCAGAUUUUGUACUAUGAAAUACGAUGCUAGCGUUACUGAGCUCGAUAACAUGUACGUGCAUUUGACUAACGUAAGUGUACAAAAACAUGGGAAUGAUUAUAACAGCCAACACGGAGGAAAGUUGGGCCUAAAGAAUUUAAAGCUUUAUUUAGAAGGAACGCGAGGCAAACCAGUGACAGAACGAUUGUUUGAGCAAAUAGAUUGGUUAAUAGUGCACUCUUUGAAGGCUGUGGCACCAGUGAUGUCGAAUGAUCGUCAUUGUUUUGAAUGUUAUGGCUACGACAUCAUUAUUGAUGACAAAUUGAAGCCGUGGCUAAUAGAAGUCAAUGCGUCACCGUCGAUGGUUGCCACAACGGCAAAUGACAGAAUAUUAAAACGCAAAUUAAUGGAAGACAUACUCUCUGUUGUUUUACCACCAGAUGGAAUACCAGAUGCGCGUUGGAAUAAAACGCCCACAGAAGAGGCUUUGGGCGACUUUCAGAUUUUAAUAGAUGAAGAUUUAAUGCACAAAAACGAACAAGACUUACGAAAUUGUAGUAAAUGAACGCACAAACUGAAAUUUGAUAUAAAUAUAAUAAGCUGAAAAUA